Molecule: messenger RNA, 1047 nt
Organism: Brenthis ino (lesser marbled fritillary)
Lineage: Eukaryota; Metazoa; Arthropoda; Insecta; Lepidoptera; Nymphalidae
Source: the annotation of a GenBank genome assembly
AUGUGCGAGCAGCAGGCCAAGGACGCUAGCCUUCGCGCUGAGAAGGCUGAAGAAGAAGCCAGACAGCUCCAGAAGAAGAUCCAGACCAUUGAAAACGACCUUGACCAGACACAAGAGGCCCUCAUGCAGGUCAACGCCAAGCUGGAAGAGAAGGAGAAGGCACUACAGAACGCUGAAUCCGAAGUCGCUGCUCUUAACCGACGCAUCCAGCUUCUCGAAGAAGACUUGGAAAGGUCUGAGGAACGUCUCGCCACCGCCACCGCUAAGCUCGCGGAGGCUAGCCAGGCUGCCGAUGAAUCGGAACGCGCAAGGAAGGUUCUGGAGAACAGGUCCUUGGCAGACGAAGAACGUAUGGAUGCCUUGGAGAACCAGCUCAAGGAAGCCAGGUUCCUCGCUGAGGAAGCCGACAAGAAAUACGAUGAGGUGGCCCGUAAGCUGGCCAUGUAUGAAGCUGACUUGGAGCGUGCGGAAGAACGUGCCGAAUCCGGCGAAUCCAAAAUCGUCGAGCUUGAGGAGGAACUCCGCGUUGUCGGUAACAACCUGAAAUCCCUGGAAGUCUCUGAAGAGAAGGCCAACCAACGUGAGGAGGAGUACAAAAACCAAAUCAAAACCCUCACCACCCGCCUAAAGGAGGCUGAAGCUCGCGCUGAAUUUGCAGAGCGCUCUGUCCAGAAACUCCAGAAGGAGGUCGACAGGCUUGAAGAUGACCUGAUCAACGCAAAGGAGCAGUUCAAUGACAUCGGCGACGACAUCGAUGACACAGUCGUGGAGUUAAUCCCCGGCGUCGAGCCGACGGAGAAACAGAUAGAAAAUGCGAAGAGAGCUCUAGAGAAAAAAAUGAACGCCCCCGCACCACCACCGCCCAAGGAACAUUCCCCCCCUCCCCCACCUCCACCAAAGGAACCCACGCCUCCUCCACCCCCACCAAAGGAACCCACCCCUCCACCACCCCCACCAAAGGAGCCCACCCCUCCCCCACCACCGGCACCGGAACCGGCACAGGGUGACUCGGCCCCUGCGGCUGAACCUGCACCCGAACCCGCUGAA